AUCCUGUUGUUCCGUCAUGGCAGAUCAGAGCCAGAGUCACGAGACGCCGAGGCGUUCCUCGUCUUCCUCAGACAGAAAACGUCAGAGACGUGAGGAAGCUCUCCCUUGUGAGGCAUCUAAGAAACGCAAGGAUGACGCUGGCUUUGUUCAACAGCAGGGUGACGAUGGUGCGCCGCCGCCGGCUGUUGCUGGGCCGAGCCAUAGUGUAAAUAGUGCUUCCACGGGUGAAGGUUACGACCGUUUGAGCUGCCUUUUGAAUAGUUUAAUAGAGAAACUGGAGAAAAACACCGAGACUACUGCUUCCCAGAGCGGGUUUGGUGGUUUUCAUGACCUUUCUCGUCUGAGGGCGAGGAUGGUGAGAUUCCUGAGUGUUUGCCAGACCCUUUGGAUGAUCUGGACGCUUUUGGUUCCGCGCAGCAGAGUGGUACAGACGCCGACAGUGCAGAGUUUCUCCAGGCAUUAGACGAGUUUUCUGGCAUUUUUCAGGGUGAAGAGAAGUAGGGCGAGCCCUUGUCGGACCGUCUUGCCUCUAUUCUAAAUGCUAGCCUUCGCCGUCGCCCCUCUACUGACGGCGUGAAAACAGUGUGCAGCAGGAUCAAGAUUCCCAACAAUGUGCCUAAUUUGACUGUUCCUGUGACAAACGCAGCUGUUACCAAAGCCAUGGGUGUUGGUGGUAAGCUUUUAGACACCAGGCUCUGCCAUACCAAUGGCGUGCUAAUCAAGGCCUUGGUUCCCAUUGCACGGUGUGUUAACGAUAUUGGGGAGAAGACAGGGAAGCCCAUCACCUCGUAUUUGAGUGAUUUAAAUGACAGUCUUCGCCUUUUGACUUCCGCAGUUAAUUACUUAAACCAAUUACGAAAGGAAGUUGCACGUAUUCAUGCCAAUGAUUCUGCUUUAGCCGAGCUAUGCAAGUGGGAAUGCGAGGUAGGGAAAGACGACCUGUUCCCCUUUGAUGUCAUUAAGAAGUGUGACGAUAUUCUCCGAUCCAGAAGGCUGGGCAGGCCUGCUUUCCGACCCUACAAGUACGGCAGGGCCAGGAGACAUGCUGCUCUUCCCAGACAAGACAACAGGAAGCCCCACUACCCCCAGUCCAGACACAGGACCGCACAGAGGCCUUUUUAGGCCACAGGGCGUCCCAGGGGAGAGGGACGCAGGGCUACAGAGUUCCCCAGUAACUCCACAUCCGGAUCAUAGGCAGACUGCUGAAGAAGCUUCGGGAGGACAAGGCAACGCUGCUGACGAUCUUGCCGCUCUGGCCAACCCAGGUCUGCUUCAUCUAGCGAAGCUGCCUUGUCCCUGCCUCUUUCCACCAUCCUCUCCACUGUGGGUUGGUCCAGUGCAUCAACCUUCGCAAAGUACUACCAGAGGCUUGUCACGAAACAGGGCCUCUGUGCGAAAGCUGUCUUGCCUAGUUAGAUAAUGCUCUUAUUUUGCUCUGUUUUUUGUAUACUAUGUAUUGUGCAGACAUGUACGAGGUACUUAAUGUUUUUUGGGUGCGCAUAAUGCGACAUUUUUCUUUUUUCUUUUUUGUUACCCAUGUAAAUUUUUUCAUGUUGGGAUUAUGGUCUGCCGAGUACAUGCCAUUGAUGCUUUGCUUUCUGUUUGUGUGCUUGUUUUUUCUAAAUAAAUGUCCUUUUUGGGGUUUACUGGUAUACUCAUUUUUCUUUACCUACGAAGUUUGGUUUGGUAGGUUUGAGGAAUUACUCUAAAGCUCUCGUUGACUACCUCGUGACGUCAGUUAAAUGGCUUGUUGAAGUGAAAUUGUAAGAUUAAGCGAGUACUUACCGGUACGAAGAUUGAUCGUAAUUUCACGAAUGCCAUUUAACUGCGUCACUGAGGUAUUAAACGCCCGCCCUACCCUUCCCUGUUCCUUCGUACUCUUACGUUGUAGUUCGUCUCUUCCUCAAACCUCCUUUGAAUGACUGACGGGAGACUGGCGCCGCAUGCAUCUUGUUUAAUACCUCAGUGACGCAGUUAAAUGGUUAAAUGGCAUUCGUGAAAUUACGAUCAACCUUCGUACCGGGAAGUACUCGCUUAAUCUUACAAUUAGUAACUCUUUCAACCCUUUGUCCAUUAAGCAUCAGAACUCUGUCAGUCACAUCUCUUGAUUGGAAUUUGGUCUUACCUACAUUCACCACUAACCCCAGACGUAAGCACAAGUAAUCAAGUUCAGCAAGUGCCCGAGUCAUAACCCUUUCAUUAACACAUUGCAGCAGGAUGUCAUCAAGACUUGAGUGCCAUGAGGAAAAGUGUGUCUACCUAUUUGAUCCAUUAAUAUAUUGAAAAGUGUUGGACUUAAAACAUCACC
Molecule: messenger RNA, 2308 nt
Organism: Portunus trituberculatus (swimming crab)
Lineage: Eukaryota; Metazoa; Arthropoda; Malacostraca; Decapoda; Portunidae
Exons: 3
Coding region: 953-1420 (155 amino acids)
Source: RefSeq, a predicted model, not a curated record